AUGAUUUCCGCCACCACUCUUCUGCGCCUGUUGGCAGUCGCUCCCGCUUCUGCCCUCGCCGGUCUGGUCGUCCGAAAUGACACCGAUUUCGACUACAGCGCAGUCUCACUACGAGAGGUUGGAGCUCGAAACACCCUUGAUUGGCGUGUUUGGCUCGAGAAGGAUGGCAACCCAAUCUCUUUCUGGCACGAUAUUCCUCUCUACCCCAACUCCGAGGACAAGUCAAUUAUCAACUUCUAUACCGAGAUUCCCCGAUGGACUGAUGGCAAGAUUGAGACUAAGCGUGAUGAGCCUCUGAACCCAAUCUUCCAUGACGAUAAGAAGAAGCAGCCUCGAUUUGUCUACUCUGUCUGGCCUCACAAGACAUACCCCUUCAACUAUGGCUCCAUUCCCCAAACGUGGGAGAGCCCCAACCACAAGCACAGCCUGACUGGCUAUGUUGGUGACAAUGAUCCUAUUGAUAUUUUCGAGAUCAGCAGCCUCCCACCUGCUGCUGUUGGAGAAAUCAGACAGGUCAAGGUCCUUGGUGGACUGCCCAUGAUUGACGAGGAAACCACCGACUGGAAGGUCAUCGCCAUUGACGUUAAUGACCCUCUUGCCAAGCACGUGAACACUGUCAACGACCUUGACAAGUACCGCCCUGGCCUGCGCCAGCAGUUCCACGAGUGGUUCAUCUACUACAAGGUUAUCAAGGGCGAUGGAAUCAACACCAUCGUGGGUGGUGAAUACAAGGAUGCUGCUAUCAUGCAAGACGUCAUCGCUGAGAGUCACGGCUUCUGGCAGGAUCUCGUCAAGGGCAAGGGUGAACACGAGAAGAACAAGAUCGCCAUCAACCAGACCUCCAACGCCCGCUACUGCAAGUCCUACAUCAAGAGCAGCGAGGCCACCGAGGCUUUCAAUAUCCCUGCCAAGUCCAACAUCCUCCCCGCCGCUGCGCGACCAUCGGAGUAUGACAACUGGUACUACCUGGACUCAGACUACAACCAAAUUAUUGUUUAG
Clonostachys rhizophaga is the source of this 999-nucleotide messenger RNA. The record is from the annotation of a GenBank genome assembly. NCBI's taxonomy places the organism in Eukaryota, Fungi, Ascomycota, Sordariomycetes, Hypocreales, Bionectriaceae.